AUGAGUACAACCACAGCAACACCAACAACAACAACACCAACACCAACAACAACAACACCAACAGAUUCACUCUCAAAUUAUAAAGAGGAUGAACUUCAAAAUCUAUCAGUUCAAAAAUUAAAAGAAUUAAUUACCAGUGGGGGUGGUAGUUAUGCAAGUUGCUUUGAAAAAAGUGAUUUUGUAGAAAGAGCUAAAACUAUACGUUCUUCAAUGCAAGCAUUAGCAAAACCAUCCCAUGAAACUGUAUAUAAAGAAAGAAUUGACUUUUAUGAAUUAUUGGGUGUACCAUCCACAGCAACAAAGAAUGAAAUUACAAAAGCAUAUUAUAAAUUAGCAAAAGAAUAUCAUCCAGAUAAAAACAAAAAUGAUUUAUAUGCAGAGGAAAUGUUUAAAAAAGUUAGUGAAGCAUAUUCAGUUUUAUCUGAUGAAGAUAAGAGAAAGAAAUAUGAUGAAUAUGGUUUAGAUUCAGUUAAUGAAAUGGAUAUUGAUCCAAUUGAUUUGUUUAGAAUGAUAUUUGGUGGUGGAUUAUUUCAAAAUUAUUUUGGAGAUUUAUCAUUUUAUGAAGUAUUUACAAAACAAGCAAAUGGUGAAACACCAACUCCAGAGGAUCAAAUAAAGGAACAAGAGGAAGCAGUAAAAAAGAGAAACGAGAGAGUAGCGAGUCUAUCAAAGUAUUUAGAGAUAAAAGUGGAACCAUAUGUUCAAGGCAAUAAAGCUGACUUUGAAAAUAUGGUAGUCAACGAAGCUAAAGAGAUGGCUGCAGCACCAGGUGGUUUGGAUUUGUUGUCCCUAUUGGGUUAUAUUUACAUUCAAGAGGCAAAACAACAUUCACUCUUUGGUUUCUUUCAUGAGAUCUCUGAGAAAGGUCAUAAAGCAAAAGAGAUUGUUAGUGUGGUUAGUGCCGCUUUGAAAAUGCAAAAAUCACUUCAAGAGGAAGGUGUAUUGGAUGAGACUUCCGCCACUGGUAUACCAUCCUCCAAACAAGAGAGUAUGUUUAAAGAAGGCUUGAAAUUAAUUUGGAAAAUUGGUAGAUUGGAUAUCGAUAGUGUAGUUAGAGAAGUAUGUGAACGUGUUUUAGGUGCAAAAGGUGUAGAGAAAAGAAUUUUAAAACAAAGAGUUGAAGCUGUUAAACUUUUAGGUAAAAUCUUUGAAAAACAUGGAAAACCAGGUAGUGAUAUAAAUGAACUUUUUAAUCAAUUAAAUUCACCACCACAACCAAAACCAUAA
Molecule: messenger RNA, 1227 nt
Organism: Dictyostelium discoideum AX4
Lineage: Eukaryota; Evosea; Eumycetozoa; Dictyosteliales; Dictyosteliaceae
Product: DNAJ heat shock N-terminal domain-containing protein
Exons: 3
Coding region: 1-1227 (408 amino acids)
Source: RefSeq, a predicted model, not a curated record